Pocillopora meandrina is the source of this 4033-nucleotide messenger RNA. Lineage: Eukaryota; Metazoa; Cnidaria; Anthozoa; Scleractinia; Pocilloporidae. The record is from the annotation of a GenBank genome assembly.
UGCUUGAUCUACAUUUUUUUCCAAACUUACAGUGAUCAAGGCGAUAUGAAAAACACAAAAGAGGAAUUCACCACGUUAGUUAUCAAAAUAGGUGUAACUGUCGCCAUUUUCCUUCUCAACACUGGUUUGGCCUUGAAAGCCAUUGAGUUGUGCCAAGAAAGCUUGAUUUUACUAAACAACGGUGAUUUAAGCGCGGACAGUCCAGUUGCCAAAUCAUUUGACGAACGCAUCCGCACCACAGUGAAAAGGGCGCGGCUCACUCUAUGCAAUUCACCAGGUAUUGAAGAAUACCUCAGAGAACCUUUACUUCACCCUGAAGAGGUAAAGAAAUUUAUGAAUUAGCAAUAAAUGUCAUGAAAAUGACCAGAAACAGACAAAAAGAAGCAACAAGCUACGCGAACAUGGGAGUACUGUUCAGGUCGCUUGGCAAAUAUGACAAGGCCCAAGAAUACCUAGAGAAAGCUCUCGCUAUUCAAAUAGAAAUUGGCGACAGAUAUGGAGAGACAGCAGUCUAUGGGAGCCUCGGAAUAGUGUUCCAGUCGCUUGGCAAAUACGACAAGGCCCGACAGUACCUGGAGAAAGCUCUCGCUAUCAAAAUAGAAAUUGGCGACAGAGAUGGAGAGGCAGCAAGCUACACGAACCUCGGACCAUUGUUCAUAUCGCUUGGCAAAUACGACAAGGCCCAAGAAUACCUGGAGAAAGCUCUCGUUAUCCAAAUAGAAAUUGGCGACAGAGAUGGAGAGGCAACAAGCUACGGGAACCUCGGAACACUGUUCAUAUCGCUUGGCAAAUACGACAAGGCCCAAGAAUAUCUAGAGAAAGCUCUCGCUAUUCAAAUAGAAAUUGGCGACAGACAUGGAGAGGCAACAGUCUAUGUGUGCCUCGGAAUAGUGUUCCAGUCGCUUGGCAAAUACGACAAGGCCCGACAGUACCUGGAGAAAGCUCUCGCUAUCAAAAUAGAAAUUGGCGACAGACAUGGAGAGGCAGCAAGCUACACGAACCUCGGACCAUUGUUCAUAUCGCUUGGCAAAUACGACAAGGCUCAAGAAUACCUGGAGAAAGCUCUAGUUAUCCAAAUAGAAAUUGGCGACAGACAUGGAGAGGCAACAAGCUACGGAAUCCUCGGAACACAGUUCAUAUCGCUUAACAAAUACGACGGGGCGCGACAAUACCUGGAGAAAGCUCUCGCUAUCCAAAUAGAAAUUGGCGACAGAAAUGGAGAGGCAAUAAGCUACCAUAGCCUCGGAAAAGUGUUCCAGUCGCUUGACAAAUACGACAAGGCCCGAGAGAACCUGGAGAAAGCUCUCGCUAUCAAAAUAGAAAUUGGCGACAGACAUGGAGAGGCAGCAAGCUACACGAACCUCGGACCAUUGUUCAUAUCGCUUGGCAAAUACGACAAGGCCCAUGAAUACCUGGAGAAAGCUCUCGCUAUUCAAAUAGAAAUUGGCGACAGACAUAGAGAGGCAGCAAGCUACAGGAACCUCGGACUAUUGUUCAUAUCGCUUGGCAAAUACGACAAGGCCCGAGAAUACCUGGAGAAAGCUCUCGUUAUCCAAAUAGAAAUUGGCGACAGAGAUGGAGAGGCAACAAGCUACGGGAACCUCGGAACACUGUUCAUAUCGCUUGGCAAAUACGACAAGGCCCAAGAAUACCUAGAGAAAGCUCUCGCUAUCAAAAUUGAAAUUGACGACAGACAUGGAGAGACAACAAGCUACCAUAGCCUCGGAACAGUGCUCCAGUCGCUUGGCAAAUACGACAAGGCCCAAGAAUACCUGGAGAAAGCUCUCGCUAUCAAAAUAGAAAUUGGCGACAGAAAUGGAGAGGCAACAAGCUACGUAAACCUCGGAACACUGUUCAAAUCGCUUGGCAAAUACGACAAAGCCCAAGAAUACCUGGAGAAAGCUCUAAGUAUUUACAGGAGAAUGGCUCACUUUAGAAACCUUGGACAUUUGUUUCUGUCAUCGGUAAAUAUUUAAAGGCUGACGAUUUUUUGGCGACAACGAAAUCGGUUACAGACAAGGACAAGCAGAAAAUUUCAGAUUUCGUAAACCUCGGAACACUGUUCAAAUCGCUUGGCAAAUACGACAAAGCCCAAGAAUACCUGGAGAAAGCUCUAAGUAUUUACAGGAGAAUUGGCGAUAGAAAAGGAGAGGCAAACACUUUAGUAAACCUUGUACAUUUGUUUCUGUCACUCGGUAAAUAUUUAAAGGCUGACGAUUUUUUGGAGAGAGCGAACGCAAUUUGUAGGGAAAUCGGUUACAGACAAGGACAAGCAGAAAAUUUCAUAUGCCUUGGGAUAAUUUCACAUAAGCGUGGUGAGUACGACAAUGCUCUAGGAUAUUUCAAGAAAGCCCUUCAAAUUCACAUGGAUAUUGGUAUGAAAGAAGGUGUUGUUGCCAGUUGCGCAAAUUUAGGAUUGUGUUUUCAAUCGCUCGGUAAAUAUGACAUAGCCGAGGAAUACUUCAAGAAGGCUAUCUUACUAAGCAGGGAUAUUGGACACUUCUUGUAUGAGUUUCAAUGCCUUCUUGGUCUAACGGUGUUGAAGGUAUCACAAUUUGAUCUUGAAGCAGCCCUUUCGUCUCUUUUCCAAACCAUUGAAAUGUUUGACACUUUGCGAGGAUCUCUUAAAGACAACGAUGAGUUUAAAACAUCACUUUUGGAGACGUACGGCACCUUUCCCUACAAGUUACUCAGUUGUUUGCUUUCUUCCACGGCAAAGCCACAAGACGCUCUCUAUGUCGAGGAGCUGAGACGGGCGAGGGGCUUAGCCGACUUGAUGGCAGCUCGGUUCUCUGUUGUAGAGCAGAUCUCAGGCGAUCCAAAAUCAUGGUAUGGGAUUCAAAACAUUGUCGCAAAGGAAACUGACUGUGCAUGCCUCUACAUUUCUGUUGGAGAAAAGCAUAUGCGCUUCUGGAUUCUCAAAGCAACAGGAGCUAUUCUUUUUUCAAAAGAGGAAUGGAGCCUGGAAAAAAACGUGGUGACCGGAUUAGUCCCUCACUUGGAUGAAUUUUUUAGGAAAAGCUUUCGUGGCCUUGGUAUUUUACCCGAACAGAAUUGCGAAGAUCGAUCUCUAGAUGACACGAAAUCGAUGUCACUUGACCAUGAAAAUCAACCGCUCUUGCGUGAUUGUGACGAGAAAGUUAUCAAAAAGUAUCUUCACUUGUGCCAAAAGAUAAUCAUCGCUCCUGUGGCCGCUUUACAGAAUGAGUCCGAAAUUAUCAUUGUCCCUGAUUCCUGUAUGUACCAGGUACCAUUUGCGGCUUUAACUGACAAUGGAGGAAAUUUUGUAUCAGACACAUUCAGGUUACGCAUCGUUCCCUCUUUGACGACUCUCAAGCAUAUUCAGGACAGUCCCCCAUACUAUCACAGUCAAACAGGUGCACUGAUAGUCGGUGACCCUCAGGUUGGAGAGGUGAUUUACAAGGGAAGACGCAAGAAUAUAACACGGUUGCCAUGUGCAAGAAAGGAAGCAGAGAUGAUUGGAAGACUUCUUGGUGUGGCACCUUUGAUUGGAGAUCGUGCGACAAAGCAGGCUGUAAUUCAAGCAAUAGAUUCAGUGAGUCUGAUCCAUUUAGCUGCCCAUGGUGAUGCUGAAAGAGGAGAGAUUGUCCUUUCCCCAGAGUGUUCCGCUGACUAUGUUCCGCGAGAAGAAGCCUACCUCUUGACGAUGGCGGACAUUUCACGAAUUAAGCUUCGAGCUAAACUGGUGGUACUAAGCUGUUGUCACAGUGCACGUGGACAGAUUAAGGCCGAGGGAGUUAUUGGAAUCGCUCGAGCGUUCUUAGGAUCCGGUGCUCGCUCAGUGUUAGCGGCACGGUGGGCCUUAGAUGACACUGCCACAGAGAAGUUCAUGACUUGUUUCUACGAGCACUUAUUCCGCGGUGAAAGCGCCAGUGAAUCUCUUCAUGAGGCCAGGAAAUGGAUGAGAAACAACGGCUUUGUAGAAGUCUCUAAGUGGGCGUCUUUUAUGCUGAUUGGCGACAACGUGACAUUUGACUUGGCAAAUUGGCCUGUGUCUACUACAACCAAAUAG